AUGGACGACAUGUAUUUAGAUGUUACGGGCGGAUACACCGACGAUUGCAGAAUAACUCAAAUUGAAUAUCAUUCUUUUUUACCUUAUUCUACGUCAGCUCUCUCCAAUAACGAUGAAGUGCGUAUCGCACUACAUAACACAGAAUCUUAUACUUUACCAUGUGAGAGUUAUAUUUACAUCGAAGGAACAAUAAUCAAACCUGCAGAUAUUACUGAUGACAUCCGAUUUAUAAACAACGGGUUGGCGUUUCUUUUCUCCGAAAUGAAAUAUGAGAUAAACGGCAUUCAAAUUCAAAAACUCGCUAAUCCAGGUAUAACGACUACAUUAAAGGGAUAUUGUUCGUAUAAUAAAACGAAUAUUACAUCACAUCACAACUCUGGCUGGGAUAACGAUAUUAAAAAUGCUAAUAAAGAUUUUAUUGAAAGCGCCAAUUUUAAUGGUUGUAUUAAUCUUAAAGAUUUGUUCGGUUUUUGUGAAGAUUACAAACGUAUUUUAAUAAAUUGUAACCAACAACUUAUAUUAAACAGAGCAUCACUGGAUAUAAAUGCCGUUAAGCAGUAUAAGAAUAAUGAAGUUGUCGCAGACGCUCCUAAACUAAAAGACGUGAAAAUAAACAUAACAAAAAUAUUAUGGAGAAUGCCCAUAGUCAAGGUCAGUGAUAAAGAAAAAAUAAGAUUGUUGAAAGUAGUAAACAAUCAGAAACCGUUGACAUGCGCGUUUAGAUCGUGGGAGUUGUGUGAAUAUCCAUUUUUACCUCAAAACACUUCGCAUUCCUGGAAAGUAAAGACAUCUAACAAAUUAGAAAAACCUAGAUAUGUCAUAAUCGGAUUUCAAACUGUGUUUCCCUAUGAAGAUUUCCAAAGCGACUUUACCAGGAAUAAGUUGGCUACAUUAUACCGCGCCUAUGUAGAGUUUCAAAAAUCUUACUACGGCCAUGACGAAGUGACACCUCUACUGAACCGAUCAGAUUUCAAAAAUCUGUGUCCGAUUAUAGUUGUUGAUAUGAGCAAGCAGAACGAUAAUGUAAAAAUGUCAACUGUCGACCUAAGGAUUGAACUAGAAGCAGACGAAGCGUUUCCAGCUUCAACUUCAGCAUAUUGUUUAAUAUUACACGACCAAAUUAUAACUUACAAUCCGUUUAACGGAGAAGUAAGAACCUUGUAA
Molecule: messenger RNA, 1164 nt
Organism: Aphis gossypii (cotton aphid)
Lineage: Eukaryota; Metazoa; Arthropoda; Insecta; Hemiptera; Aphididae
Exons: 2
Coding region: 1-1164 (387 amino acids)
Source: RefSeq, a predicted model, not a curated record